Neolamprologus brichardi is the source of this 3278-nucleotide messenger RNA. It is a transcript of the gene gask1a, whose product is annotated as golgi associated kinase 1A. NCBI's taxonomy places the organism in Eukaryota, Metazoa, Chordata, Actinopteri, Cichliformes, Cichlidae. The record is from RefSeq and is a predicted model, not a curated record. Gene Ontology annotation, cellular component: Golgi apparatus.
UCGCGACACCCCGUAGGCUACUUUUUUGAACUUUGCAGAUACAAAAUUAAGGACCUGGUUAUAUAACUUCUGGAAAAUGACAUAUUAGAAGCAAAAACAGUUUUUAGUUAGCAAAACAAGCAGUUUUCAGACUAGAAGAAAUUUUGUUGUCCGACUGGCCCGUGGCCGUUGCAACUUCAGGACCACCGGCUGUCUCAUGCUUGUGUGGAGAUUCAGCAACCUCCAGUCAAAGGGGAUGUCUGUGUGAUAAAUGAGAUAAGGGUAAUGCGCUCGACCAGCGACACGCACCAUGGCCUGGCGAGUGUGGUCCAAACUCCGGUGUGGUCACAAAUGGAUCCUACUUCUUACCCCUCUUUUCCUUCUCUUCCUCAUGAUCUUUGUGAUGACAGUCACCCUGCCACUCCCUUCACCACCCGCUCACAUCGCCUGGAGGUCGUCCCGGGCCCUGAGUUCUACGGGGGAGUUCAGGUCCAGGAACAGGAUUGUGGAGCCCCUUCCAGCUGCUGGCUUCCAGCAGCCACUCGCUCACAUGUACAGCAGGAGCUUGAGAAGCAGCAGUAGAAGAGAGACAUCUAAACAUUCUGUGCCACUUAAACCUUUCGGGGACGCUGCUGGCAAUGACAAAAACAGCAUCAAAGAGAGACGUCACGCUGACAUACAAAGAAAUAAACACAAAAGCAAAGGCAUUGCCUCCAAGAGAAAAGAGCUGGCAGGCGCCAGCCAGCCAGCCAGUCAUCACCGUCCCCAUCCAGAGUUUAUAGACAACAACAUGCUGCCAAAGCACAGAAUUAAACCAAGCAACCACAGUGCUGUGGCAACGCAAGCUACACAAACAUACAUUUAUCUUGAAAAGAGUGCUUCAGCAGAUCCCAUAGAAAGUGAGACAGGAGCUGCAGAUAGACAGGCAGCCAAAUUAAGGUUUAGACACACAAACAGGAAUGCAGACAAACAGAUACAUGGCAGCCAUACAAGUGCAAAGAUAGCACAACAACACCUGGGUUUAAAAAAACACAAACAAUCAACAAAACACAAUCUGAAAUCAGACAAUGUGCAGGCUGUUAAAAAGCCCGCUGGAUAUUUCCUAAAACACCGUAAUCUCUCUGAGGAUCCCUCAGAUGCGAAAAAGAUCCCGGGAUCACUGGCCAACAGAAAGGCUUUGUCCAAACCAGAGGUCGCUGUGAUGGAAGAUGACAUCGACUGGUGUCAAAGCUUUACAGAGCAGGACUUCCCAGACAGCGACCGCAGAAGGAUCAGGGCCGACUUGCACCGCCUUCCCUGGUUCAGCAGGGAAGACAUCCAGAAGAUGGAGUUCCUCGCGAAGGGCGAGGUGGUUAGCAAGACCAGGAUGCCGGGACACGGACAGGUGCUCCAAGUGGCACUGGAUGCUCCAGCAGACCAGCAGAAGCCAUCCGUGAUGGAAGACUCACAUCAGCACGGAGAAGGGCGUGGACGUUCAACUACCCACAGUGAGCGCUGUCAGCAGGGCUGCUGCUCCCUGGUCAAGCGCACUGAUGACUGGAUUGAAGUGUUCGCCUUCCACCUGGACAGAGUGCUGGGACUCAACAAAAGUCUCCCCACAGUUCUGAGGACCUUUCAUAGCCACGUGCUGCCCAACAGGUACAUUAAUGGCACCCCCAGACCUGCAGUGUGGUGGGACCCAGAUAUUCACCACCUUUCUGAUGAAGACAAUGACCAGAACUCAAUACAGCUCAGCUGGGUUCACUACCAGAAACUGCUAAAAGCUCGCUGUGGGAGUGAAACAGACCUGAGGUCAGCCCCCUGCGUGGGAGUGCAGCACUCAGAGUGGGGAAGGCUAGCUCUUUUUGACUUCCUGCUGCAGGUAAACGACCGACUGGACAGGUACUGCUGUGGAUUCAUACCUGAUCCCGCAGAACUCUGCGUGGAGAACCUGCUUUAUGCAAAGUGUGCCAACACCAAAGACCUGCUGCUGGUUCACAUCCUGGUGAGGAAGACGGAUCCCUCCACACUGGUGUUUAUAGAUAAUGCAGGGAGACCACAACAGUCCACAGACAACCUCAACUUCAAGCUGGUUGAGGGCAUUGAUGAAUUUCCAGAGAAAGCUGUGUCUGUGCUGCGCUCAGGCUGUCUGGAAAGUCUUCUGCUACGCUCCCUUUACACAGACAGGGAAUUCUGGGACAGCCACGGCGGGUCCAGCGGUCUCAGGCCUCUCAUCCACAUGGUGGAGCAGAGAGGGAAAAUUCUCCUGCAGCACAUCAGGGACAAAAAGCUUCAGCUCAAGAGGGAUCUGUGACUGACCUGAUCAGGCCAACCUGGAUUUUAAAGUAGAUGCAAACUGCAGAUCCAUGAGCUCGAAAUCCUAUUAGCUGUCGUCAAAGAGAGCAAGAGUCUCUGGAAGAAAAGAAGCCUGCAGAAAUGAAAUGCAUUGUAUAAUUUAAAGCACCAUAGUCAUUAAGAUUGAAAAGUGCACCGAGGCACAAUGAAAACAGAUUUAGAAUGGUUUUUGCAGUGCAGAGUCAUCCAGGGCUUGCAUGGUGGAAUAAAAUAUUUAAAUGUGUGCAAACAGAUCAACAAAGCAACAAAGUGGACUGAAACACUGGGAGCUAAGUGCACUGUCUGGCAGCCCGAGCCCAGCAAUUCAUGAACAUGUUUGACUUUUUCACUUCAUAAUACGCCUUUCAUUCUUCGUUGGUUAGUCUUAGUCUUCUGUAGUAUUGGCUGUACAGCAGAUACAGUAUUUUUAAAAGGUGCAACUGCUUUUAGGUCAGCUGGCCAGAUGGACCCCUGUGCUCUUGCAUUCUGGUCUGCACUUUGUAAAGAUGCUAAAGGGCCCUCGAGACUGACCAAAUGUCAGCAUGUGGUGCUUUUAGAGUAAGGUUGAGUUGAUACAAAGCACUCUGAAACUUUCUAAAGGUAUAUUGCAAUUUGCGUUAUUUCACCAAGUCCUACCACAAAAGACAGUUCUGUUUUCACUUAAAGUUUGAUGUCUAGGCUUCAAGCUCAUCACUCCCACCAAAUAUGAUUCACACAGAAACUAGGGAGUGAUGACUAAACAUCCUCCAUGGAGCCUACAGGUUGAUGGAGGUAGAGACCCAGGACAGCAGAGCCAUUAAUAUGUCAGAGGGAGAAAUGGGAAAUCUGGGAAUGGAGGAAGACCGCUAAGGUUUCGGCAGGUAUAUGACAUAAGGAGAGAUAGCAGGUGUAUAACAUAAGGAGAGAGAGUGUGUAUGACUUACCAGCCUGAGCUCACAAGCUUCACUCCAUUUAAUUCAUUACAAAAUAAAGUCUGUUGUCAUGUC